Molecule: messenger RNA, 1398 nt
Organism: Bemisia tabaci
Lineage: Eukaryota; Metazoa; Arthropoda; Insecta; Hemiptera; Aleyrodidae
Product: adenosine deaminase
Biological process (GO): negative regulation of adenosine receptor signaling pathway; hypoxanthine salvage; inosine biosynthetic process
Cellular component (GO): external side of plasma membrane; cytosol
Molecular function (GO): adenosine deaminase activity
Source: RefSeq, a predicted model, not a curated record
UUCCAGUUCGUCUUCGAUAGGACGAAGUAGGAUCAAUGGCAGUAUUCAUUGUCAGUCUGACUCUCAUUGUUCAUUUAUUACCGGUCAGUAACACGAUGAAGUGUAUGUAGUAAAGUGUCGUAGAAAACUGUAGUGGUCACCAGGAAUUUUAGUCCGAAUUCAUAUUCCAAUUUAUUGCGAAGGACGUUGACCUAGAGACAUAAUGGAUCGGAUAAGUUUGAAAGAGGAUGUCUUUCCCGGGCCAAAAGUUGAACUUCACGUUCACUUGAAUGGCUGUUUCAGGCAUGAAACGCUUUUUGAGUUGGCCAAAAAGAAAAACCGUCCAAUAUCUGGUUGCGCUACGCUGGCUGAUUUGAAAAUGAGGUGCAUCGUCCAGGAACCUAAAAACUUGUCCCACUUUUUGGACGCUUAUGAGUUGGGUUACCAUUAUUUCGCAGGCGAUCUUGAGGCGAUUGAAAGACUGGCUUACGAAUUUUGCGAAGAUUCAAAGUGCUCCAACGUGAUUUAUUCUGAGGUACGGUAUAGUCCGCACAGACUGGUUGGCGUUGGUUUUCGAGAAAAAUAUGAUCUCCAGGGUCUCCUGGACGUGACUUCACAAGUGAUAAAAGGCUUAAAGCGGGGAGAGAGAGAUUUUGGGGUCAGAUGUAAAUCCAUCCUGAGUGGCCACAGUUGGUUACCCGAGUUGCUCUCUGACCUAAUCAAAGUCUGCCAGAACUUCCGUGAUGACAUUGUUGGUAUCGAUUUGGUCUCGCAGGAGUAUAGUGCGGAGGCACCAGCCGUGCCACUGUUGGUUUCACUCUACGGCGAGGCCAAAAGACUAGGAUUUGGCACCACAAUUCACGCUGGCGAGGCGAGUGGACCCACUGCUAUACAGAGGGCUGUGGAGAUUUACGGGACUCAAAGGGUCGGGCACGGUUAUCACGUGGUUAAAGAUAAAACUAUUUACGGAAAAUGCCUUCGGGAUCAAGUCCAUUUCGAGUGCUGUCCCUGGUCCAGCUUUCUCACCGGCGCCGUUCCGUUUGAUAUCGACACUCACCCAAUUAAACAAUUUGCCAUGGACGGAGCUAACUUUUCAAUAAAUUCUGAUGACACUACGAUAACAGGAUACACCCUAGAUGGAGAUUAUUCCCUUGCACAUUCAUGGGGCUUGACGCAAGAACAAAUGAAGCAAACCAAUCUUAACGCGGCCAAAGCAGCAUUCUUACCGGAAGUCGAGAAGAAGGAGCUAAUUAAACAAUUGAUGGAGGCCUACAAGCAAUCAUAGUUUUUGUAAAGAAAACAUUUUGUAGUUCUUGUACAAUUUCGUAAAAAACCUGAAUUUUUGUAAAUUUAUAAUAAGUGUGUCGAACCAUCAUCCGUUUACGUAAUUUGCUCCAAUAAAUCCGUUUAUUUCCGUUA